AUGGAAUCCGUGCUGAGCAUGCUGUCCCCGUUCGCGCAAGGCACAACUGCAGACACCAAGACCACCGACACCAAGACCACCGACACCAAAACUGUCGAUGCCACGACUACUGAAGCUACAAGUACUGCCGACAGUGUUUCCACUACCGGCUCUCCCCGUCCCGGCAGUAUCUUGAUACACGCCAACGCCGACAGGCCCAUCCCGUACAACUCCAGUGGUCAAUGCAUGGACACCGCCAAAAUUCCUGAUGGCACGGCACGUCUCGUGACCAACGUGACCAUCUCACCUGGUCUCUCUUGUGAGUUCUUCUAG
This is a messenger RNA of Saxophila tyrrhenica, 312 nucleotides long. RefSeq lists its product as uncharacterized. The transcript is spliced from 2 exons. Lineage: Eukaryota; Fungi; Ascomycota; Dothideomycetes; Mycosphaerellales; Extremaceae. Bases 1 to 312 code for a protein of 103 amino acids. The record is from RefSeq and is a predicted model, not a curated record.